UUCACACCAUCAUAUCUCAAAUCCUCACGGCAUGUCCAGCGCCUUCGACAAGCUCACGAACAACAUCUCGCCGAACUGCAAGAGUACGCCCGGAACAACAACACCGCAGCACAUACAACAGUACCCUCAUUAUCCACAAGUCCCAGUAUCGCCAACCUCCACAAAUCUCACUCAUCACACCGCGCAGUAGUCCAGGACAUUAUCGAACGCCUCCCCCCACCCCACCUCGACUCCACCCGCCUCCCGCCUCUCCCCUCUGCCUGGUCCCCUGCCGAGAAACCCACCGGCCUCGACAUCCUCGGCCCUUCUGCUUCAGAAGUACGCUUCUCCGGCGUCAUCAAACAAUCUGACGAAGCGGCCUCAGUCCGAUCCGACUAUCCCAUACCGAAAGAAGUUGGCAUAUACUACUUUGAGGUGACCAUCCUCUCGCGAGGGAAGGAUGGGUUGAUUGGAAUUGGGUUCUCCACGAAAAAGGCGAUGUUAUCGAGACUACCGGGGUGGGAAACGGAGAGCUGGGCAUAUCACGGAGACGAUGGGUACGUCUUCGCGGGCAAUGCGAGUGGCAAGGCGUAUGGACCUGGUUUUGCUAGUCAGGAUGUUGUGGGCUGUGGAGUGAAUUUCCGGACGAACAGCGCGUUCUUCACAAAGAACGGAAAUUUUCUGGGCACGGCGUUCCACAACAUCCGUCAGGAGCGACUGUAUCCGAGCGUCGGCAUGAAGAAACCCGGGGAGCAUUUACGAGUGAACUUCGGCCGGACGCCAUUUGUGUUUGAUAUUGACCGGUUAGUCGCUUCGGAUAGGAGGACUGUGCUGGACUCCGUUCGAAGUACAGACGUUACCUCUCUCCAUCCACCCGACGACGAAAGUACCCUGAUACAGAAUCUGAUCGGACAAUACCUGGCUCAUGAGGGCUAUGUUGAGACUGCUUCGGCUUUUGCGCGGGAUGUCCGAAAGCGGAACGCUGGUCUACAAGCAUCGAAGGGAGUCAACUUUGACAACGAGGAAGACGAGGAGGACAUCCACGCGGUGAGGAGGCAGAAAAUCCGAAGAAGUAUCCUCGACGGUGAUAUCGAUCGCGCGCUGAAGUACACGAGCACGUAUUAUCCGAGGCUUUUCGAAGACGACAGAAACGGAGAUGUGUAUUUCCGAUUGCGGUGUCAGAAGUUUGUGGAGAUGAUGAGGGUCUGCCCGGGAGGAGGAUCUGUGCAGGCAGGAGAUGAUGAGGCGGUGGAAGAGGAGCAGGAAAGGGACGAGCAGAUGGAGCUCGACUCCCAACUCCAUCGUGAGACAUCCAUGUCCCAACCAGACAGAGACUUGGACGUGGAUAUGGCGAGCUCGCAAUCCCUCCCCUCCAAAUGCCCACCACAAUCCUCCGACCAGCUUCUGCAAGCGGCGGUGGAGUACGGUCAGGAACUCCAAGGCGAGUUUGGGGAGGAUCGCAGAUUGCACGUCCGGAAACUCCUCGAGGACAUGUUCGCCUGUCUCGCUUAUGUCGAUUGGGAGGCAUCUCCCGUCGGAUACUUAUUCGACACGACCCGACGAGCGUCCGUAGGCGAGGGUGUGAAUGGUGCGAUUCUGGUGAGUUUGGGCAAGCCGUCGAGCGCGGCGCUGGAGAAGGUGUGCGCGCAGACGGAGGCAUUGUUGGAGGAGACUAGUGGGAGGAGUGCGGGUGGGGGAGCGGCGGCGUUGGUGGAUGUCAAGAAGGAUUUUCUG
Zymoseptoria tritici IPO323 is the source of this 1713-nucleotide messenger RNA. RefSeq lists its product as uncharacterized. The record is from RefSeq and is a predicted model, not a curated record. The annotation marks the transcript as partial. Lineage: Eukaryota; Fungi; Ascomycota; Dothideomycetes; Mycosphaerellales; Mycosphaerellaceae. The transcript is spliced from 2 exons. Gene Ontology annotation, cellular component: cytoplasm. Gene Ontology annotation, molecular function: protein binding. Gene Ontology annotation, biological process: cytoskeleton organization; cell surface receptor signaling pathway.